CUUGGUGUGAUCCAUAGCAGUGAAAACGAAAGUGAUAGUAUUUAUUGGGCGUAUGCUCUGAACUUGUUUUGGAUUAAGUGGAAAAGUUUAGCUCCGGGCUUCACAAGCUUCACUUCAGAUCAGACGGGUCUCCUUGCUGCGCAGAAGAAUUUGAAGUGAAUUUGACAUUUGUGAAGGAAACAGCACUGUCUUCUCAGUCUUAUAAUUCCUGAAUCAAAGAUCAUCUCAUAGCUGGACUCUGAAUGAAGAAAGAAGAACGAAUAAGCCUACUACUCAACAGCCCCAAGAGCCCCAGCAGUGGAAAGACCCUUCAAGCAAAGAAUGGCUAUGUUUGAUGAUUAUGAUAUAAUAACUCUGGAGGACCUUGAAGAUAUUAAAGAAUCCAUAUCUACUCAGGAUCUCCCAACAGCGGUAAACACAAUCAGAGAAGUCCUUGAAAAACAGGAUCUUGUAGAACUUAACAUUGGUGUGACGGGGGAGUCAGGUUCUGGAAAAUCUACCUUUGUCAAUGCAUUCAGGGGUUUAGGGGAUGAAGAAGAGGACUCUGCUAAAACUGGCCCUGUAGAAACCACUAUGGAGCCUGAAGCUUAUUUUCACCCAAAAUAUAAAAAUGUGAAAGUGUGGGAUCUUCCUGGCAUUGGAACACCAAACUUCAAAGCCGAUGAGUAUCUUAAACUUGUUAAGAUUGAACGCUAUGAUUUUUUCAUCAUCAUCGCUUCAGAUCGGUUCAGAGAAUGCCACAUUCUGCUGGCCAAAGAGAUCGUGAGAAUGGGGAAAAGGUUUUAUUUUGUUCGUUCCAAGAUUGACCAAAGCAUUGAUGCUGAGAAGAAGAGUAAGAAGAAAAGCUUUGACCAGAAAAAGACAUUGGAUUCCAUCCGAGAGGACUGUGAAAAAGGUCUGAGAAACAUCGGUAUAGAGGAUGCUGUCGUGUUUUUGAUCUCUAGCUUUGAGCUCGGCAACUAUGAUUUAAAUCUUCUGCAGGAUAGAAUGGAGCAAGAGCUUCCACAGCAUAAGAGAUUUGUGCUGCUGUUGGCUUUGCCGAAUAUCACACUGGAGAUCAAUGAGAAAAAGAAGAAAGUAUUAGAGGAAAACAUUGGAAAAGUUGCCUUACUGUCUGCUUUGGUGGCUACAGUCCCUCUUCCUGGUCUUUCAGUUAUUGCGGAUUUAGCUAUUAUAACCAGGGAGAUAGAAACAUACUACAGUGUCUUUGGUCUGGAUGAUCCUUCCCUGCAGAAGCUCUGUGAAAGAUCUGGAAAGACCAUUGAGGAAUUCAAAAGUCUUAUGAAAUCGCCACUGAGUGGUGGGAUAAAUCCAGCUUCAAUAUUAUCCUUAGCGGGUGCUGCAUCCCUGGUUCUGGCUGAAAAUGCAGUUGAGUAUGUUGUGAGUCUAGUACCCUUACUUGGUUCUGUGGCGGCAGGAGGAAUGUCAUAUAUGACAGUCUCAGAAAUGCUGAAGAGAGCUCUGAAUGACAUAGCAGAAGAUGCCAGAAUCGUGCUCAUGGCUUCAGUGCAGACUGAAGUGUAAACACAGAAUGUGACACAGAAACUACAUGUAUUCAAGUAGCAUCUGCUUUUAUUCAAAUUCAAUUUCUGUUAGUUAACUAAAUGUGAUCUUGUAUUUCUUAUUUCGUUAACUGAAAUUUACAACUGAAUGCUACAAUCAUGAUACAUUACAUUUCAAAACAUUUAUCACUUUACUGUUGUAUUCAGUUAUUUUCUCAAUAUGAUAUAAGGCAAACGUUUGACUAUAAUUUCAGUUUGAUUCCUUUUGAGGAACAGUACUCGUUUUGCUUACGUGUCCAAGAUAAAGAUCAGAACAGGAUGUUCACAUGUACUGUACAGGUUUUAACAAUUUAUUGAAUGGCAGUAAAAUGAAAACAAGUUUAGACCAAUGAAAACUUAGUGUUUUUGCUGCACCUAUAUUUACAUUUACAGCAGGUUAUGUUUUACAACAUACUGUAUGCAUAGUAAUAAAUUAUACAAUUAAUAUUUUAUGGUUUGUAAACAAAACUGACAGUGGCAGUAAAGUUUCACUGACUCACACUUAAAUCGGCAAUCUCACUCCUACAGGUUUAUGCCACUUCAUAAGUGUGAUUGAUCAGGAAUUUAAUUAAACUACUAAAAUAAAUAAAAAAUGUCUUAACAAUAAAAUAACACAGUGAUGUGUUCUUUAUUCUUCCCUCAGUUACAUCCAUUUAACAAAUUUACAGCAUAUCAUUUAUAUAAUUAGGUCAUGCUGAUACUAAUUUAACCCAAUACAACUUCAUUUUGCAUACUAAGGUUUAUUAUAACAUUACUGUAUUUUUGAUCAAAUCAAGACUAUUUAGACAAGUGUGAUUAAGCGUCUAACCAAGCAGAUAUAAAUAAACUUCAUAAUAAUAAUGGUGUAACCCAAAUUUGGACCUCUGUCUUGAGGGCAUUGGCUACGUGCUUAAAAGUACAGAACAGUCUGUUUCUGAAGGUCUCAGUUGAACUUUAGACCUUAGAAGACGUAUGUGCAUCAUGUAUUUAAAUUUGAGGUUAAUUUACAGUCUUCUGAGCAAUGCUCAAAGUCCAACAAGCAACAACUAUCUGCCGACUGUUCUGAAAUAGGGAACUGAAACCAGACUGCAGAGCUCAUCAGAUAUUUUUGGAUUAAUGAUUUAACACCUCUUGAUAUUUGCUGCAUAGACGGUUUUUAGUUUUAAUCACGAGUUCCUUUGUUUGGCAGAGCUAUAAGAGGAGGCAAUGUACCCCUCCUGGUUUAGCUCAGGUUGAGUUCAGACUGGACCCUUCUAGCUGGACUUAGUCUUUGCUCACCUUCUUCUUUAUCUUUGAUUCCGGGCUCACUUGAAUACUUCAACUUCUCUCAGGUUUUAUUCAUCUCAGAUAUGAUUAUUAUUAUAUUAUUUGUUAUUAUAUGAAUAUUAGUAUAACUUUUGACUUUGGAUAUACAGGUAUUGUUGUAUACUUUGUAUUAUUAUUUUUAACAUCUUGAUUCCUUUUGAAUAUUAUAAUGCAUUUUGUAUUACUCUUAAUUGGGCAACACCCAUCAUAUAUGGAUUGCUUUUAAAACUAUAUUAAUAUUGGGAUUUGUAUUUUCUAUAUUUGAAGCUGAUUUUAAUACUUACUAAAUCUGUUUGUAAGUUAUGAGUUGUAUUCUCAUUUCCUAUAUUCUUUGAAUAAAUUUGCAUACUAAAUUACCA
Carassius auratus (goldfish) is the source of this 3184-nucleotide messenger RNA. Its product is annotated as interferon-inducible GTPase 5-like. The record is from RefSeq and is a predicted model, not a curated record. Gene Ontology annotation, cellular component: membrane. Gene Ontology annotation, molecular function: GTP binding. Lineage: Eukaryota; Metazoa; Chordata; Actinopteri; Cypriniformes; Cyprinidae. Bases 322 to 1524 code for a protein of 400 amino acids. The transcript is spliced from 5 exons.